AUGCAGACUGCUUCUACAAACAUUUGUGAAAGACUGUGCAAUAAGUCCAUCUGUGAAUUUUCCUUGCUACUAAAUAUUUCACAGUCAACUAUUAGUGGUAUUAUAACAAAGUGGAAGCAACUGGGAACAACAGCAACUCAGCCAUGAAGUGGUAGGCCACGUAAAAUGACAGAGCGGGAUCAGUGUAUGCUGAAGUGCACAGUGCACAGAAGUUGCCAACUGUCUGCAGAGUCAAUAGCUAAAGACCUCCAAACUUCAUGUGGCCUUCAAAUUAGCACAACAAUAGUGCAUAGAGAGCUUCAUGGAAUGGGUUACUAUGGCCGAGCAGCUGCAUCCAAGCCUUACACUACCAAGUGCAAUGAAAAGCGUUGGAUGCAAUGGUGUAAAGCACGCCACCACUGGACUCUA
This is a messenger RNA of Staurois parvus, 408 nucleotides long. The record is from the annotation of a GenBank genome assembly. NCBI's taxonomy places the organism in Eukaryota, Metazoa, Chordata, Amphibia, Anura, Ranidae.